AUGGCGACAACGCUGGAAGAGGACGUCGCCAGCCUGAACGCUAUUGUCGCCUCGGCUCUCUCUCUCUUCACCAAGCUCAAGGACGUCUUGGAGCAGAUAUGCCCUCCCUCGCCCUCGCCGAAUAUGACUUCCUCGAAGGCAGCGCGUGGUCCACAGCAUAUCUCCCCGCCGGCGAUCAGUGCCCUCCCUCUCGCUAAAGACUGUGCAGACCUCAUCAAGGCACACAGCAGCAAGGUCGCGCUAUUCCUCACCAACGAUCCCUACAAUCCCAGCGCGGUGGUCUCCGUGAUCAGACAAUUGAUGGAAUCUCCAGUGCCGGGACUGGUGGCAGCUGCACAGGCCUGCACCGAGGAAGACUAUACGCUGCUGUUUCGAAGAGACCUCAUUUUCCGCGCCAAACAAGUUCUGGAACGGCUGAUAGAUCUUAUGAAAUGGGUUCCACUUGACGGCCGUCUUGCUGAUGCCAGCAACAGUCCUCAUCUUCUCAUUGGUAAGCUCUGGAGCGCCUGCGAAGCGCUCGUGGCCAUGGCUACGCUGGGCGUCGCGGGCCACAUUGCCCAAUUGAUGAGGCAGUGGAAGGAAACACUCAGGGACAUCAAGGCUGAGCUGAAGGAUUGGAGUGAAGAGGUUCCCGAUGAGGAUCAGGGCGACAACCAGGACGAGCACAGCGACGACGCUAACUCCGACAUCGACGCCCAGGACCUCGCCGACCAGCUUAUGAGCGGGCCCGCUCCCAUCCCUUGCGGCGAUCCGAACGAGAUUCGUCCCCGACUAAACGUUGUCAUUAAGCGGCUUGGCCUCAUGACUCUGUUUUAUGGCGCCGUCAUUAAGCGACGCAUCACAACGGCUCCCGAAUUGCCUCCCGCCCUACGCUUUACCGCCAUCAAGACCACCGAUCGACUCGAGGAGGCGGCCAGUAUCCUUGCGUUGCUGCCGGAUCGUUUCGAAGCCGUUGCCCUUACCCUCUACGAGCCAAACACAAGAAAGGCCGACGAGGUCAUGGACUUGGUCACGCGCGAGACGGCUGCUGUCCGCGACUUGCUAAAGACGGACUGGGAAGGCAAAGACGACGAGUUCACUGCGUGGUCGAAGAAGUUCGAAGACGAGUUCAUGCGAUGCGGACGAGAGGACGCGGUGCAACGCGACCCGGAACCCCAGCCCGCGACUUGA
This is a messenger RNA of Purpureocillium lilacinum, 1170 nucleotides long. RefSeq lists its product as uncharacterized. The record is from RefSeq and is a predicted model, not a curated record. Gene Ontology annotation, biological process: regulation of cell cycle. NCBI's taxonomy places the organism in Eukaryota, Fungi, Ascomycota, Sordariomycetes, Hypocreales, Ophiocordycipitaceae. Gene Ontology annotation, cellular component: nucleus.